This is a messenger RNA of Trachemys scripta elegans, 1320 nucleotides long. RefSeq names its product stomatin like 3 (gene STOML3). Bases 83 to 922 code for a protein of 279 amino acids. Gene Ontology annotation, cellular component: plasma membrane. The record is from RefSeq and is a predicted model, not a curated record. The transcript is spliced from 7 exons. NCBI's taxonomy places the organism in Eukaryota, Metazoa, Chordata, Testudines, Emydidae.
AGACACUUUAACAAGCUGUGUGCCAUUUGAGGGGGUGUCUUCAUUACGGCUUGUGAGGUGAUAAGGAUUUCUCUAUAAUGAGAUGGAUUCCAGGAAAGGCUCCCUUGGGAAAGAGAGUAAGGAGACUCUAGUUGCAGAUAAGAAGGAAGGAAUUGGGGCCUGUGGCUGGAUCCUGGUUUCUCUUUCAUUCCUGUUUGUGCUUAUUACCUUUCCUUUCUCCAUCUGGAUGUGCUUGAAGAUUGUCAAAGAAUAUGAGCGUGCUGUUGUAUUUCGGCUGGGACGUAUAGUGUCUAAAAAAGCAAAGGGACCAGGUUUGAUCAUGGUCCUUCCAUGUACGGAUGUUUUUGCCAGGGUUGAUCUUAGAACUGUUACCAGUAACAUUCCUCUACAAGAGAUUCUUACAAAAGAUUCUGUAACUACCCAAGUUGAUGGAGUGGUCUACUAUAAAAUCCACAGUGCUGUCUGUUCAGUGGCUAAUGUCACAGAUGUCCAUUUAGCCACCAACCUGCUGGCACAGACCACUUUGAGAAAUGUUCUAGGCACCCAAAGCUUGUCCCAGAUCCUGUCUGGUCGAGAAGAGAUUGCCCACAAUAUCCAGUCUAUCCUCGAUAAUGCCACCGGUAAAUGGGGAAUCCAAGUAGCACGUGUGGAAAUCAAAGACGUCAGGAUCCCUAUGGAGAUGCAAAGAGCUAUGGCUGCUGAAGCUGAAGCAACACGAGACGCUAGAGCUCAGAUCAUAGCAGCAGAAGGAGAAAGGAAUGCUUCCGAAGCACUGAAGCAAGCCUCCAUGGUGCUGGUCGAGGCUCCAUCAGCUCUCCAGCUGCGCUACUUGCAGACCUGGACCACACUGGCUACUGAGAAGAAUUCCACCAUUGUCUUUCCUCUGCCCAUGAAUAUUCUGCAGGGUUUUUAUAAACAAUAAUAGGACAAAACCAAAUGGUGACAAGGCUUUUUUACACCGAAUUAUUUAGUUUGGAGAGUUUUACAGGGAUUCAGGAGAGGCAAGCCUCUGCAGAUGAUCAGAAUUAGUGUAGAAAGUACACUUUGAUACCCUGCCUCAGGAAUAGUGUUAACUACACAGAGACAAUCACAAGCCAGAACACUGAAUCUGAAUGCCCCCAAAUUUCUGAGGGAUUCAAAAUUCAGACAUCCAAAUGUUGUGGUUCAAGCUCAUCUCUAGGUAAAAAAUAGAAGAGACUUUGUUAAAAUGCAGGUUAAACUUAAACUGUGAUGCUCGCUUUUGAUGUUACUUGAUUUUUACAGAGUCACUCGUUUAGCAGGUAUGUGGUGAUUUGUCUGCUCACCAGGAGCCUGCCUCUA